This is a messenger RNA of Oncorhynchus tshawytscha (Chinook salmon), 637 nucleotides long. Its product is annotated as serine/threonine-protein phosphatase 2A 55 kDa regulatory subunit B gamma isoform-like. Gene Ontology annotation, molecular function: protein phosphatase regulator activity; protein binding. The annotation marks the transcript as partial. The transcript is spliced from 6 exons. Gene Ontology annotation, cellular component: protein phosphatase type 2A complex; cytosol. The record is from RefSeq and is a predicted model, not a curated record. Lineage: Eukaryota; Metazoa; Chordata; Actinopteri; Salmoniformes; Salmonidae. Gene Ontology annotation, biological process: peptidyl-serine dephosphorylation.
AUGGGGGAGGACACCGAGAGCUCCAAAGUCAACCACAGCUUCCUGCGAGACUACGUCACCGAAGCUGAUAGAGAGACCGUGGUUGGUCACAAGGUGCUCAUAGAGGGGCUCAUGGUCAUCUCUGUAGUAUUGGUCAUAGAGGGGUCUAGAAUGGUCAAAGAAUGCCUAAAGGGAGUUGGAUCAGGUGGGGAGACGGGUGAGUCGGGGGAGUAUAAUGUGUACAGUACCUUCCAGAGCCACGAGCCUGACUUUGACUACCUGAAGAGUCUGGAGAUCGAGGAGAAGAUCAACAAGAUACGAUGGCUGCCUCAACAGAACGCCGCCCACUUCCUGCUCUCCACCAACGAUAAGACCAUCAAGCUGUGGAAGGUGAGUGAGCGAGACAAGCAACCGGAGGGCUACAACCUGAAAGAUGAGGAGGGCAGGGUGAAGGACAUCUCUACAGUCACAUCACUACAGGUUCCUGUGUUGAGACCUACAGACCUGAUGGUGGAGGUACGUCCUAGGAGGGUGUUCUCCAAUGGUCAUACCUACCAUGUUAACUCCAUAUCGGUCAACAGUGACGGAGAGACCUACCUGUCAGCUGAUGACCUGAGGAUCAACAUGUGGCAUCUGGGGAUCACAGACCGCAGCUUCA